AUGGAGCGGGCGGCGGGCGAGGGCCGGCCGCUGCUGCCGGGCAGCGCCGGGCUCUCCUCCGCCGGCGCCGUUUUCAUCAUGCUGAAGUCGGCGCUGGGCGCGGGGCUGCUGAGCUUCCCCUGGGCCUUCGGCAGGGCCGGCGGGGCCGCCCCCGCCCUCCUGGUGGGGCUGGGCUCGCUGGUCUUCCUGGUGAGCGGGCUGGCGGUGCUGGGCUAUGCCGCAGCCCUCAGCGCCCAGCCCACCUACCAGGGGGUCGUCCGGGCGGUGUGCGGGGCAGCAGCGGGGAAGCUCUGCGAGGUCUGCUUCCUCCUCAACCUCUUCAUGAUCUCCGUGGCCCUCCUCAGGGUGGUGGGUGACCAGCUGGAGAAACUAUGCGACUCCUUGUACCCCAAUGGAACGCUGAGCGGGGCCCCCCCGCCGCCCCCCUGGUACGUGGACCAGCGCUUCACCCUCUCGGCUCUCUGCAUCCUCGUCAUCUUCCCGCUCUCCGUCCCCAGGGAGAUCGGCUUCCAGAAGUACUCCAGCAUCCUGGGCACGCUGGCCGCCUGCUAUCUCACCCUGGUCAUCAUCCUGAAAUACUACCUGCAGGCAGAGAGCCUGAGCUCGUCCGAGCCCCCCCAGCCCUCCAGGGCCUCCUCCUGGGCCUCCAUCUUCAGCGUCAUCCCCACCAUCUGCUUUGGCUUCCAGUGCCACGAGGCUUGCGUGGCCAUCUACAGCAGCAUGCGCAACCAGAGCUUCUCCCACUGGGUCACCGUCUCUGUGCUCUCCAUGCUCAUCUGCCUGCUCAUCUACUCCCUCACCGGGCUCUACGGCUACCUGACCUUCGGCGAGGCCGUGGCGUCCGACAUCCUGAUGUCCUACCCAGGGAAUGACCCGAUCGUCAUUGUCGCCCGCCUGCUCUUCGGCGUCUCCAUCGUCACCAUCUACCCCAUCGUGGUGCUGCUGGGCAGGUCGGUGGUGCGAGAUGUGUGGUCAACGCCCAAGCGUGGGGCCGCAGCGGUACCCGAGGCGCACGAGCGGUGGAACCGGGUGGCACUGACAGUCGCCUGGAUGGCCACCACACUCGCCAUCGCCCUGUUCGUCCCAGACAUUGGCAAGGUCAUUGAGCUCAUUGGGGGCAUCAGCGCCUUCUUCAUCUUCAUCUUCCCAGGGCUGUGCCUGGUGUGCAUGACUGGGACCCGCUCCCUCAGACCACGCAAAAAGGCUGCUUUCAUCGCCUGGGGUGUCCUCUCCGUGCUCUGCGGCACCUUCGUCUGCGGGCAGAGUGCUGCCCUGGCCGUGCUGGGGCUGCUGCACUGA
This is a messenger RNA of Haliaeetus leucocephalus (bald eagle), 1299 nucleotides long. RefSeq names its product solute carrier family 38, member 8 (gene SLC38A8). Gene Ontology annotation, biological process: amino acid transmembrane transport. The transcript is spliced from 10 exons. The record is from RefSeq and is a predicted model, not a curated record. Gene Ontology annotation, molecular function: amino acid transmembrane transporter activity. Lineage: Eukaryota; Metazoa; Chordata; Aves; Accipitriformes; Accipitridae. The coding region runs from base 1 to 1299 and encodes 432 amino acids.